UUUAUUUGAAGUUAUUGAUUUCUUCAAUGUGACUUUUAUUAGAGAUGCAGGUGUGGCGCGCCGUUUGAUGAACACAAAUAGCGCGAAAUUUAAAGUCAAGUUUGCGUGGCUAAAAUCGGAUCGCUUGUCCACUUGUGCGUUCGAAGGAGGACCGUACAUAAACCGGUUAAAACGUGGAAGGUGGAAAUGUGGAACUCUAAACGCGAUGUGUUGACUAUUGUUGGCCUGGCAACAUGCAUUAAAGUCCUUCUUGUCUGGACUUAUCGUUCGACAGAUUUCGAAGUACACAGAAAUUGGUUGGCCAUAACCUAUAGUCGUCCGAUCAAUGAAUGGUAUAUCGAGGAUAGUUCACAAUGGACGCUCGAUUAUCCUCCAUUGUUUGCUUGGCUCGAAUGGCUACUGUCUCAAGUGGCGGUCCUGGUGGAUCCGGAAAUAGUGAAAAUAGAAAAUGAAAAUUAUGCUAGCGAUCGUUGCGUUAUUUUCCAGAGAUUUAGUGUCAUCUGUACAGAUAUUGUCCUCAUCUAUGCCGCGGUCGUUUGGCACGGCAUCCUGUAUCCGCAAACUCGUGGUCUUCCUAUUCUAUUCCAGCCACUGGUUCUUGUAGGCCUGAUCCUGAACCCGGGAUUGCUCAUUGUAGAUCAUAUCCACUUCCAAUAUAAUGGAAUCCUCACCGGCAUUAUGCUAUUGGCAAUCGCCAGAACCUAUCAGGGCUCGGUGUGGUGGGGGGCGUUGUGGUUCAGCAUAUUGCUGAACAUGAAGCACAUUUAUGCCUAUAUUGCUCCACCGUUCUUCGUUUACCUGCUCAGCUCGUAUGUCCUGGCGAAGCCAUUUUCGGUAUCGCGCAUUGCGUAUCGUCUGGCACACCUUGGUACCGUUGUGUUAACCGUAUUCACUGUCUCGUUUCUGCCCUUCAUGCUUCACGGCCAGUUGAAAUCAAUUUUAUCGCGGCUGUUCCCAUUGAAACGAGGCUUGGUCCAUGCUUACUGGGCCCCUAACACUUGGGCUUUGUAUGCUGGGGCCGAUAAGCUGCUUGAGAUCAUAGCUACUCGUACCGGCCAUCAAGUGGCACGCAGCUCCCUGACGUCGGGCCUUGUCGGCGAUGCACAAUUCGCAGUACUUCCGGACGUUCCUCCUGCACUCACCAUAGUUGCAGCGAUACUACUUAUGCUGCCAUCACUUAUUCCAUUGUUCCGCCGACCGAAUCCAACGAAAUUUAUUCAGUCAGUCGUCCAUUGUGGCCUUGUAUCGUUCCUGGUGGGCUUCCACGUACACGAAAAAGGCAUUCUUAUCCCACUUCUCAGUCUACUUCCGCUGGCUAUCAUAAAUCGCUCUCUGGCUGGCGUUUACGUCCUGCUGUCCGCUGUGGGACACUUCUGCUUAUUUCCACUGAUCAUUACACGAGAAGAGACCUUUAUUAAGGCAGUACUGGCCGCCUUUUACGGAAUAUACAUUACAUAUGCAUUAGGCUGCGUUCACAGAUAUCAGCAUCUGUCUCGAUGGGGACAACUUUAUCUCUUUGGCCUAGUUCCGCUGUUUAUAUACACCGAACUACUGGGUCAUGUUUUAACACCACAAUUGCCUUUCCUUCCGCUGAUGGCAACAUCAGUGUAUUGUACUUUCGGCGUUCACGCGUGCUUCCUUCGAAUACUAGUGGUUACAUUUGAUGAGAUUAAAGAAGCCAGGCAUAAUUUUCGAUCUAAUUCCUUAAAGCUUGGUGACGGUCAAAUUGACGAAACUUUAGAUAUACCAUUAGACGCGGACAAUAGAAAAACUCGUUAAAUUUCUGGAAAAACGCACGUUUUGAUGGAGAUACAUAACUCUUGUACAACUUUAACAUAUUCAUUUCUGACCUAGAAAAUAUUAAAAAAGUACUGGAAAACAAAGAUUCGGUGUGCUCGUUGUGUGAUGCCUUAAUGCAAAAUUAGCGUGCAAGUUGGUUGUCUAUUACAUCUUGAUUGUUUAAAAUUUUAGCCGGGUGGACAUUUUCAUAAAAGAUGCAGUAUUUAGCAAAUGUUUUUAUGAAAAUUUUGUCAACUUGAAAAACGUCAAGUUCACCGAAUGUCAGUGUGCUUAGUGAACAGCAAAGGGUGUGAAUGAAACAGUAGAAAAACUGAAACCUGUGAAGUUUUUGUAUAUACACACAAUAUUAAAACAAUAAUCAAAUUAAAUGCAAUAACCAUAGUCAUUAUUAUAUAUAUAUAUAUAUAUAUAUAUACUUACAUAUAUAGCCCAAAUAUUUUAGGAUCAUAAAGUGAAUCGAAAAUGUUUAAUCUUGGAUGAUUUUACACAAAAAAUAGAUUCGUAUCUGAAGCCUAAAGACUUAAAAACUAUACCCUAGGGAUAGCACUCCCGACAUGUUAGAUUGGAGAAAGUAAAUCGCAGAGGCUUUUGCUCAAAAAAAUUUAUUUUGAUUGUGGAUAAGGUGAUGAUUACACUCUUAGGUACGAUAGUGCUUACUAGUACUUCUGCCUAAGCGACCGUGUGAGUAGAGACAAACCUAUUUUUUAAUGGUCUACUUAGGUUUAUAUCAAACAUAUCUUAAGUGUGCAGAAAUUGUGAAUAUGUCCUAUAUUGCCGUAUCGAAGCACAAAGCACAAAGAUCAAUAGCCUUUGAAAUACUAUCAGUCUAUUAUUUUUUUCAAAUAAAAAUUUAUUGAAUGAAAAAUAAAACUGUGUGUU
Molecule: messenger RNA, 2679 nt
Organism: Varroa destructor (honeybee mite)
Lineage: Eukaryota; Metazoa; Arthropoda; Arachnida; Mesostigmata; Varroidae
Gene: xit
Product: ALG6/ALG8 family glucosyltransferase xit
Biological process (GO): dolichol-linked oligosaccharide biosynthetic process; protein N-linked glycosylation
Cellular component (GO): endoplasmic reticulum membrane
Molecular function (GO): dolichyl pyrophosphate Glc1Man9GlcNAc2 alpha-1,3-glucosyltransferase activity
Source: RefSeq, a predicted model, not a curated record